GCUUUCAGCCAAUGCUGAUCCCUGCGAGGAGGUCACGUGCCGCUGCUUGGCGCUUUUGUGCGCGCCCGGGUCUGUUGGUGCUCAGAGUGUGGCCAGGCGGCUCGGACCGAGCAGGGUUUUCCUUGCCAGUGGAUUGUGUAGAAUACACUGCCAGUCUCUUGUCUUCUAUUCACCAUGGCUUCUUCUGAUAUCCAGGUGAAGGAGCUGGAGAAGCGUGCCUCAGGCCAGGCUUUUGAGCUGAUUCUCAGCCCUCGAUCAAAAGAAUCCGUCCCAGAAUUCCCCCUUUCCCCUCCAAAGAAGAAGGAUCUUUCCCUGGAGGAAAUUCAGAAGAAACUAGAAGCUGCAGAAGAAAGACGCAAGUCCCAUGAAGCUGAGGUCUUGAAGCAGCUUGCUGAGAAACGGGAGCAUGAGAAGGAGGUGCUUCAGAAAGCAAUCGAGGAGAACAACAAUUUCAGUAAAAUGGCGGAGGAGAAGCUGACCCACAAAAUGGAAGCCAACAAAGAGAACCGAGAGGCGCAGAUGGCCGCCAAGCUGGAGCGUUUGCGGGAGAAGGACAAGCACAUUGAAGAAGUGCGGAAGAACAAAGAAUCCAAAGACCCUGCUGAUGAGACUGAAGCUGACUAAUUUGUUCUGAGAACUGACUUUCUCCCCCUCCCCUUCCUAAAUAUCCAAAGACUGUACUGGCCAGUGUCAUUUUACUUUUGCCCUCCUGACAAAUAUUCUAGAAGCUGAGUAGGACUGUAUAGGUAGAUCCAGACUGUAUGAUGUUGUUUUAGGGGCUAAAGGGGAGAAACUGAAAGUGUUUUACUCUUUUUCUAAAGUGUUGAAGUCUUUCUAAUGUAGCUAUUUUUCUUGUUGCAUCUUUUCUACUUCAGUACACUUGGUGUACUGGGUUAAUGGCUAGUACUGUAUUGGCUCUGUGAAAACAUGUUUGUGAAAAGAGUAUGUAGUGGCUUCUUUCAAAUUGUUAGAUGCUGAAUAUCUGUUCACUUUUAAAUCCCAAUUCUGUCCCAAUCUUACCAGAUGCUACUGUACUUGAAUGGUUAAUAAAACUGCACAGUGCUGUUGGUGGCAGUGA
This is a messenger RNA of Phacochoerus africanus (Common warthog), 1078 nucleotides long. It is a transcript of the gene STMN1, whose product is annotated as stathmin 1. The transcript is spliced from 5 exons. The coding region runs from base 175 to 624 and encodes 149 amino acids. Gene Ontology annotation, cellular component: cytoplasm; neuron projection. Gene Ontology annotation, biological process: microtubule depolymerization; regulation of microtubule polymerization or depolymerization; neuron projection development. Gene Ontology annotation, molecular function: tubulin binding. Lineage: Eukaryota; Metazoa; Chordata; Mammalia; Artiodactyla; Suidae. The record is from RefSeq and is a predicted model, not a curated record.